Molecule: messenger RNA, 1377 nt
Organism: Cynara cardunculus var. scolymus (artichoke)
Lineage: Eukaryota; Viridiplantae; Streptophyta; Magnoliopsida; Asterales; Asteraceae
Product: probable amino-acid racemase
Exons: 2
Coding region: 304-1302 (332 amino acids)
Molecular function (GO): amino-acid racemase activity
Source: RefSeq, a predicted model, not a curated record
AAGACAGAAUGACAGUCACAAAGAUUCCUUCCACAUCUUCAUUUGUAAUAUUGUCUACACCUGUGUUUCUUUCUUGAUCUGAGGUUGGCUUUUAUGGGUGAAUUCGAAAGGGGGACUCCAUGGAUUGCUGACAUGGAGCUCAUUUGACAACAAGUUACAAGAUUUUGCAUAAUUUGCAGGUGGGUUUCCUUCUUUAUGGGCUUUUGAUUUGAAUCAUUGCUAGUUUUUUCUUGUUGAAUUAGGAAAGUUUAUGAAAGGUUACUAUUCAUGGGUUUAUAGAGCUGAUAAAGCUCUUGGUACUCCAUGAAAGCUAUCUUCAUCUGUAGUUGGACAUCGAAAGAGAAAGGAAAGAUGUCCUUCCACACAUUGAUUUACUCGUCACAUUUGUUGGGCAAAUUAAACAAGCAAAAGAUUCUGCAUAAAACAAGGAUGAAUCCAGUUCUAGUUGUAACCCCAGUUCUAGUGAGGGAUAAUAAAUCCCGCUCUACGAAAAGUUUCAGCGUAAAUUCAGCUUCAGUGAAUAGUAUGAAUCCUAUUAAAGGUUGCUCGUUAUCUCAGCCAGAUGCUGUGGGAAUAAUUGGAGGUGUGUCAGCUGAUGCCACACUGGAUUUUGUUAGAAAGCUUGUAAACUGGAGCAAUGAGGAUAAAGAAGACGGCAAUGGCCUUCCCUUUGUUCUUUGCUCAGAUAUGGUUUUAAACAAGAGCCUUUUACGCCAUGAUCAUUCUUCACAGGAGAAUGAUUACACGCAAAUUGUGGAAAAUUUGAGACAUAAAAGAGUUUUUCUUGAGAGAUCUGGGGCUUGUUGUAUUGUGAUGCCUUGUCAGACAUCACAUUCAUGGUAUGAUGAAGUUUCAGAUGGGUGUUCUGUUCCUGUACUACAUAUGGGCGAGUGUGUAGCAAAGGAGCUUAAGGAAGCUAAGUUAAAGCCACUUGAAGCUGGAAGUCCUUUGAGAAUUGGGGUUCUUGCCACUGAUGCAACUCUAAAAGCAAGAUUCUAUCAUGAUAAACUUCAGAAGGAGGGCUUUGAGGUUGUGAUGCCAGAUAAAGCCACAAUGGAACAUACAAUAAUCCCAUCAAUUGAAGCCAUAAGAAGAAAAGACAUAGAAGGAGCACAAAACCUGUUGAGAAUUGCGUUACAGGUGCUUCUUAUGAGGGCUGUGAACACCAUCAUCCUUGCAUCAGAUGAUAUGAGGGAACUUUUGCCACGGGAUGACCCUCUGUUAAGAAAAUGUGUUGACCCACUUGAUUCAUUAGCCAGGUCAACCAUCAAGCUCGCUCAAUCUACCGUGAAAGAUUCUUAAAGAUUGCAUACAGAAGAAAUAGAGGAUUGGUGCAUCAUUAUUUUGUGUACUGCUAAUAAAAUAAAUCUUGAUACC